AUGGCGACCUUCAUCCCCGUUAAGCUUCCACAGCAGGUUGAAGACGAGGCAGACAACCAGAACUACAUCCUCUACUGGAACCAUGUCGGCUUGGAUCUCAACCGCGUUACACACACCUUCGAUGGCCCCCAGACUGGACCCCCAAUCUCCGCCAGAGCUCUAGGCAUGCUCCAGCUGGCCGUACACGACACCUACUUCGUCAUCAAGCCUUCUUCCGACUUCAAGACUUUCCUGUCCCUCGACGCUGAAGAUGAGAAGUACCGCCUGCCCGAUCCAGCUGGCGCAGACAAUGCUCAGCAGGCGGUAGCAGGAGCUGCUUUCACGAUGCUGUCCAUGCUGUACAUGAGGCCUGCUGUGACUCCUGUUCCCGCCUCCAUUGCCAACAGCACCUACGAUCAGCUUGAGUACAUCAUCCAGCAGUCGAUAACCAACGCACCAGGGGGCGUCGAUCCGGCUUCUCCUAGUUUCACCUUCGGUAAGGCAGUAGCCAUGAAGUUCUUCGACCUGCUUUUUCACCCAGAAGGUGCCAGUCAACAAGGCUACCACCCCACAGUCGGCCCUUACAAGUUCGACGAUGAGCCCACCCACCCUGUUGACCUCGUCCCCCAGGAUGCCAACGACCCCAAUGGUCCAAAGGUCCCCAGACGCCAGUACCACGGUCCCUUCUAUGGCACAAGGGCCAAGCGCUUCGCGACUCAGAGCGAGCAUAUUCUUGCCGACCCACCAGCCAUCCGCUCCAUGUCUGACGAGCAAGCGGAAUACGACGAUGCCCUCCGCGAAGUCUACACCAUGGGCGGAGCACCUGCCCUCAACUCCACCAAGCGCACUCCUCACCAGACCGUCCAGGGAAUGACGUGGGCCUAUGACGGCUCAAAGUUGAUCGGCACCCCGCCCAGACUGUACAACCAGAUCGUCCGCAAGAUUGCAGUUCGAUACAAGAAGGACCCCGCGUCCCUGACUAGCGAAGCCAAUAACGCUGACUUUGCACGUCUCCUCGCGCUUGUCAACGUAGCCCUGGCCGACGCAGGCGUCUUCUCCUGGAAGGAGAAGUGGGAAUUUGAGUUCUGGCGCCCGCUCUCCGGUGUCCGCGACGACAUUCUUCGUGACCCUACGCGUGUAGACCGUGGCGACCCAUUCUGGCUUACCCUCGGCGCCCCAGCUACAAACUCAGACGCCCUUCCCUUCAAGCCGCCCUUCCCCGCCUACCCCUCUGGCCACGCCACAUUCGGCGGUGCAGCCUUCCAGAUGGUGCGCAGAUACUACAACGGCCGCAUCGGAAGCUGGCAGGACGACGCGCCGGACAACAUCGCCAUCGACUUUGUAUCCGACGAACUCAACGGCAUCAGCCGCGAUCUCCGCCAACCCUACAUGCUCGAACGCGAGAUCACCGACCAACCCGGUACCGUGCGCACGCGUGUCCCGCGCCAGUUCACUUCGUGCUGGGAGAUGAUGUUUGAAAACGCCAUCUCACGCAUCUUCCUCGGUGUGCACUGGCGCUUCGACGCCGCGGCCGCAAAGGACAUCUUGGUGCCUACCACGAAGAAAGAUAUCUACGCCGUCGAUGACGCAGGCGCUGCUCUGUUCAAGAACCCAGAGGAUAUUAGGUACAAGACUCGGGGUACGAGGCAGGGUAUCGAGGGCGACUACCCCAUUGGUGGUGUGCCUCUGGGGAUGGAGAUUGCGAAUGAGAUUUUCGCCAACGGACUCAAGCCUACGCCGCCCAACUUGCAGCCUAUGGUGCCGCAGAUGCCGCAGCCGCCGCAGGAUCAGAAUCCGGUGCCGGAGGAACCGCCCAGGAAGAGGAAGGGGUUGGCGGAGGCAAAGAAUGAGGAUCAGGUUCCUAUGAUGGAUGUGGAGCCCUAG
Molecule: messenger RNA, 1863 nt
Organism: Alternaria infectoria
Lineage: Eukaryota; Fungi; Ascomycota; Dothideomycetes; Pleosporales; Pleosporaceae
Exons: 1
Coding region: 1-1863 (620 amino acids)
Molecular function (GO): peroxidase activity
Source: RefSeq, a predicted model, not a curated record